This is a messenger RNA of Ilex paraguariensis (yerba mate), 383 nucleotides long. The record is from the annotation of a GenBank genome assembly. NCBI's taxonomy places the organism in Eukaryota, Viridiplantae, Streptophyta, Magnoliopsida, Aquifoliales, Aquifoliaceae.
AUGUCUCUCAUUUUCAAUUUUAAUUUCAAAGAUUAUGGAGGAUUGUGGAGUUGUCACUCAAGCGAUGCUUAUUCUACUCCCAUGAAUCCAAUUAAUGGUGGGACAAUAAAAAAGAGUUUGGGACAAGGGAAGAAUAAGAAAACUCAGCCACAACAGCCACAAGUUGAAAUCCAGAAUGAAGUUGCACCUGAGGAUAAUAUUGCAACCCAAGCUGUCCCAAAUUCUUCCACAAGUGGUCUUCCUUCAUUGGAUGAACGAUUGUCUAUAUAUGCAUCUGUGAUGAUACGAAUGGGAAGAAUGAUGGAGGAAUUUGGAAAUGCUCAAAAUGAAAUAAAGGAGUCUCUCAAGGUGAUUGAUAGUAGGUUGGAUAAAAUUGAUAGUAG